Molecule: messenger RNA, 2076 nt
Organism: Diabrotica virgifera virgifera (western corn rootworm)
Lineage: Eukaryota; Metazoa; Arthropoda; Insecta; Coleoptera; Chrysomelidae
Product: zinc finger protein 420-like
Exons: 2
Coding region: 104-1414 (436 amino acids)
Biological process (GO): regulation of transcription by RNA polymerase II
Cellular component (GO): nucleus
Molecular function (GO): RNA polymerase II cis-regulatory region sequence-specific DNA binding; DNA-binding transcription activator activity, RNA polymerase II-specific
Source: RefSeq, a predicted model, not a curated record
UGUCACAAGUUUCAAGUUUCAAGCUCUUUUUUUUAUUUAGCACUUUUUAUCUGUAAAAUUACUAUUUGAAUUGAUUUGAAUACAUAAAAUUAAGUGUAGUCAAAUGGAAAUGGAAGUAAAACAGGAAAUUAGCGAAGAAACGUGUAAAAUAGAAGAAAUAGAGUAUAAUGAUGGUCUUUUGGAUGCCUUUAAAUGUGAAAUGCAGGAGGAGUCCAAUAGGCAAAGUACUUAUGGCACAUAUGAUUCUUUACAAUUGAAGAAAUGUCCCAUAGACACUGAGAUAGAACAAGGUGGAAGUAAACUUAAUCGAUUUGAAGAGAACCAAGAAGCUGAAAAAGGGUAUCUCCAAGAUGAAGCCAAAGUGGAAAUUACGGAGAAACUCAUUGAAGAUUCAUCUUACGAAGGAAAUGAUAUGAGUCGACACACUGAAGGAAACACUUUAAAUAAAAAUGUGAAAGUUGUGACUGAAAAAAGACUUUAUAAAUGUGAGAUUUGUUUCAAGCAAUUUAGUGAAGCAGGUACUUUAAAAAUACAUUUGAGAUUGCAUACUGGAGAAACACCUCACAAGUGUGAAAUUUGUUUAAAACAGUUUCUUAAUGCAAGGAAUUUGAAAAGACAUUUGAGAGUGCACACUGGGGGAAAACCUCACAAGUGUGAAAUUUGUUUUAAGCCGUUUACUAGAGCGGAUCUGUUGAAAGUACAUUUGAGAGUGCACACUGGAGAAAAACCUUAUCAGUGUGAUAUUUGUUUUAAUCGGUUUCCUCAAAAAUUUCAAUUAACUUCUCACAUGUCAGUUCACACUGGGGAAACACCUCACAAGUGUGAAAUAUGUUUAAAACAGUUUACUAGAGCAGGCGAUUUGAAAAUACAUAUGAGAGUACAUACUGGGGAAAAACCUCACAAGUGUGAAAUUUGUUUUAAGCCGUUUACUAAAGCGGAUCUGUUGAAAGUACAUUUGAGAGUGCACACUGGAGAAAAACCUUAUCAGUGUGAUAUAUGUUGUAAUCGGUUUGCUCAUAAAAUUCAAUUAACUUCUCACAUGUCAGUUCACAUUGGAGAAAAACCUCACAACUGUGAAAUUUGUUUAAGACAGUUUAAUAGAGGACAUGAUUUGAAAACACAUUUGAGAGUGCACACUGGGGAAAAACCUUACAAAUGUGAUAUUUGUUCUAAGCAAUUUACCGUAUCAAGUAAUUUGAAAACACAUUUGAGAGUGCACACUGGUGAAAAACCUUACAAGUGCGAGAUUUGUUUAAAACAGUUUAGUAGAGCAGUCGAUUUGAAAACACAUUUGAGAGUGCACACUGGUGAAAGACCUUACAAGUGUGAGAUUUGUUUCAAGCAGUUUACCGUAGCAAGGAGUUUGAAAACACAUUUGAGAGUGCACACUGGUGAAAAACCUCACAAGGGUUAAAUUUCUUUUAACCCUUUGGGGUUGAACACGGUGGUUCCACACUCCACGAUGGAACCACCUUUAAACAAAUAUUCUCCUACUGCCCGAGUAAUCGUACGCUGGGACUACCGAACGGAAUGGAAUGUAGACAUCUUGUAUUUCACCGAUCACGCGAUUACAAAAUUCUAGAAGCAAUUAUGCAUAGUGUACAUCAUACAUUUGGCGCACUAACAAGUGGAUGACAGUGAGGUUAUUUCAUUGCUGUAAAUAAACAAACAUUCUUCUACUGAAAAAAUGUAUGUAUUAUGUUAAUUUGUUGAUAAAUAGAUGUAUUUAUAUAUUACAGUAUUGAGACUUUCUAAACUGCGAAGAGAACUGAGUGAAUUUUGAUAUUUUGUUUGGUGGUUCCAAUAGGUGCCACUAGGCCGAUCGGUAACUAUGUUACUGUCGGUAUGUUUUGUUACAGAAUUCCAAAAUGAAAAGACGUCUUGAUUUGAGUAAAAUAACAAGUAAUGACACUUACGAUUUACUAAGAGAUAUCCCAUCGGAUAGAUCAGACGCUAAAAAAAUUGUUUCAUUCCACUUCACGCUAAAUAAUUUUUUCGUUUGUGUCCUAGUGGUUCCACAUGGUACCAGUUUUUUUAUAAUAUGUAAUUACAAAAAUAUAAUAUAAAAGACCUUUA